GUGCCCGCCUGGCUCUUGUCCUGAUAUUACUCCGCUGGCAUGGAGGAGGAGGAGGAGGGGACUGGAGCGCGCGAUCAUUGUGAUGGUGGCUGCAGCCGCCGCCGCCGAGAGCGAGCCACACAUUAGCGCGUCUGUAGGAUUUCCCUCAACACACACUCACACACACACACACACACACACACACACACACACACACGACUUUCUGAACUGCACACCUUUCUUUGUUCACGCUCGGGAGGAGGGAAAAAUUUUUUAACGCGCGAGAGCAGAGAAUAAACAGCACACGGCGAAUGAAAUGAAAUGAAAUGCAAAGUUCACGAAACUACUACUCGGGAGCGCGUUGGCUGCGGACGGGGAAACUUUUUUUCUCUCCGAGAAGGACGGCGCGAUAAACCGGCGGAGUGUUUGAUGGAGCGCUAAGCGGCGAGAGCGCAGCCUGACGGCGGACUGAGCUCGCUCGCCUCCCGGUCGCUCCUCCGCUUCUUCCCUCGCGGUGUCGGCUUUGCUGCGGGGAAACGGUGGAUGGUUGACACGGCGAUAUUCCCAGAGGAGCGCUGCAUUAUUUGUCGUUUCCACUCUUUCUCCCCGGUCUGUCUAUCCAGCUGGACCCGGUUUUGGAGACGGGAGUCCGGGCUGGGUGCUGCUAUCGGGAAGGGGGGAAAGCUUUGACAAAACUUCUUCCUAAAAAAAGCGCUUGUACGCAGCAGCGCAGAUGAUGAUGGGGGAUUUCUCCGGCCCCGCUGCCUCUAACGGCGGCGGUGUUUGCAUCAACAGCGGCGGUAACGUGAACCUCAACACCGGUAGCAACACCACAACUCCUAAUAACUGUAAUAGCAACAGCGGUGCCGGUCCUGGAGCUGGUGCUGGAGCUGGUGCAGGAGCUGGAGUGCCGAAGCACAGCACAGUAGUGGAGCGGCUACGGCAGAGGAUCGAGGGCUGCCGGCGGCAUCACAACGCCUGCGAGGCCCGCUAUCAGCAAGCGCACGCCGAGCAGCUGGAGCUGGAGCGCCGGGAGACUGCGGCUCUGUAUCAGCGCACCCUGGAGCAGAGGGCCAAGAAGGGCAAGCAGCAGCAGCAGGGCAAGCAGCAAGAACCGAGCGAGUCCUCGGAGCAGCGGAACAACACUCUGAUCGCGCUUCAGGAGACAGUCAAAAGAAAAUUGGACAGUGCUCAGUGCAGAUCUCCUUUAAAUGGUGACCAGAAUGGGAUCUGUGAUGGAAGCUACUCUCCCACUACAAAGAGGCUGCGUAAGGAGGGUAACAGUGGACUGGACUCUCUGGGCACUUUGCCCAACAACGUACCCCCAAUCUCUCCACUUCACCAAAUGGACAUCAAGCCCACGUUACCUACAGGCAACAACACGUCUACUAAUGCAAUGGGUAAUGGUAAUGCUGGUACAAACCAUAUUACAGGGCGAGCAGAGGACUUAGGUAAGAAUGGUGGCAUGCCAGACAUUAAACUGAAUGGAUCUUUGGAUCUAGAUGAUGGUUUUAGCCUUCUAAAAGACAUGAAACAAGAGCCUCUGGAUGACACAACAGGGAUCGAAUCUUCGGACACCUCACUGUCCAAUCAGAACAAGUUGUUCUCUGACAUCAAUCUGAAUGAUCAGGAGUGGCAGGAGCUGAUUGAUGAGCUGGCGAACACGGUUCCUGAAGACGACAUGCAUGACCUCUUCAAUGAAGACUUCGAGGAGAAGAAGGAGAUUGGUGAUUUCAGCCGGCCCACAACAGAGCAAACACAGAAUCUGCAAGAGCCUGUACCUCCUCCAGUUGCCACAGCGCCCAACAACCCGCCUCAGGGUGGGCAGAUGGGCUCUCCGCAAGUUCGCCCGGCUUCUUCUGGACCACCGUUUGCCACUGCCGCCAAUGGCACACCACCCCAACAGCCCUUGCAGCAGUCUCCAGCAGUUGCUAUGGCAUCAGGUUCUCCUGCUAGCUGCAUUGCUCGUUCUCCCCAAACCCCUACACAGGCCCAGACGCAGACUUCCAGACCUGGGAAUGGAUUUAUGAUGAAUCCCGGUCCUGGUGUGGGUCCCCCAGGGUCAACACCGGUAGCGCCGGUAGGUCCUGGAGCAGGAGCAGGAAGUGGACCAGUCCCGGUUCCUGUUCCACCAACCACUGAACUCUCACCGGCUGAACAGCUAAAGCAGAUGGCAGCACAACAACAGCAACGUGCCAAGCUCAUUCAGCAGAAACAGCAGUCGCAGGCAGCUAGCUGGUCCCCUGCAGGAGCGCCAACAAGCCCUUACGGCGGUGGUCCCUUCAACCCUGACAAACCAAAUAGCCCCAUGAUGUACCCACAAGGCUUCAAUGCCCCCACCUCAAUGGUGUCCAAACCCGGCAUGAACAACUACCUCCCACAAAACCAUAUGAACAUGAUGAACCAGCAACAGCAGCAGCAGCAAUCUGCCAACAUGGCUGCCCAGAAUGCCUUGAACAAGCAGCUGUCUUACAACAACACCAAACCAUUGAGUCAUUUCAGUGGUGUUGACCACAUGAGUCAGCGAAUGACCCCACCAAUGGCCAAUCAGGUCAAAAAUCCCAUGAUGCCCUAUAUGCAGGGGACAGGGGGACAGGGUGGGGGGCCACCUCCUUCUCAAGGUCCCAUGCCUGGGCAGACGGCGCAUCUGACUGAAGAGCAGAAGAGGAUGAUGAUGAUGAAGCAGAAGGUGCUUGGUCAGGGUUUGCCAUACAGUGCGAUGCAGCAACAUGCACAGGAGCAGGGCAUGGUCGGAAUGCCGCGCCAGGCCGGAGGCGUCCAACCCCCUCACGGAGGCCCAGGAGGUGUGCCAUCGGCCGGGCCUAAUGGGGCGGGGCCAGGUGGUUACCUGGGCAACCAGCAGCAGCAGCAGCAGCAGCAAGCAGCCAUGAUGAAGCAGAUGAUGGCUAUGGAGCAGGAGAAGAGAGUUCAGCUUCACCUGAUGGAGCAGCAGAAAGUUCAGCUCCUGCGGGAACAGAGACAACAGCAACAACACCACCACCUACUGGCGGAGCAGUUACAGCAGCAGCAGCAGCAUCUCCCGAGGCAGAUGAGUCAAGCACAGAGAAACCCAUAUCCUCUCCAACAGUUUCCGGGCACACAGCAGGAGAUGGCGGCGAGGAACCAGGCGCUUCAGAGCAUGAGGAACGCUCGCCUCCUACAGCAGCAACAGCAGCAGAACCAAGGCAUGCUACAGAUGGCACCAGUCCAGAACCCUGGUCCCAUGCCCACUCAGGGCGAGAUGGGCAUGGCCUAUGGAAGCCAGUCAGGCACGCAAGCAGCUAUGUACCAGGGAAUGAACUCGGGAAUGGGUCAGAUGCUCCAGCCGCAGCAUCACCCGAACCAGGCUAGCAUGGCCAUGGCACAGAGACCUGCAGGCACAGGCGGCCAGGGAAUGGUGGGAGGCGGAGCUGGAAGCGGAUAUGGGCAGGGCAUGAUGAUGAACCCUGCCCUUUCUCAACAGCAGAUGAAGCCAUCUGGGCAGCCAAUGGCCAAAGCUCAGAGACUGCAAAGCAUGAUGGGAGGUGGCGGUCAGGGAUGGCCCCAGCAGCAGCAGCAGAAUAUGCAGGCCAUGAGUGGAAGGACUACAAACGACAUGGUUGCAUUUAACAGUAACUCUGCAUACGCCAUGCAAGGUGGGCAGCCAUCAAGGAUGCCCAAGCAGCAUUUCAGCCAAGGGAUGGGUGGCCAGGGCAUGGUGGACCCACGGGCCAUAAACCCAGCAAGCAUGGGCGGACCCAUGUUGCCUCACAUGACAGGCCAACCACGGACCAAUCAGCCACGGGGAAUGGCAAUGUCAGGUAUGGGUCAGGCUGUGCCCAGCAUGGCUGCUUUCGGACAGGGCUCCACGCAGGCCAUGGUAGGGGCAGGACCAGGCGGAGGGGCCUAUAUGCCAAGCGGGCAGACACAAGGCUACCAACGGACAUCAAGUCAAGAUUUGGCUUACGGUUAUGCUGGCCAAUCAGGGACCGGGAGUGGGGUCUCGUUCGGUCUGUCAGACAGUGCAGAGCUGGACUCAACGGACGGUUGGAUGGAGGAAUUUUUCCCCAGCCAAUAGCCAAUGUGGAAAAUGUUUGGGGGUGGGGGAUCUUUGAGAUGGGCCAGAAAAGUGUUUUUUUUUUUUUUUCCAAAAAGAAAAAUGAAAAUCAUUUCUAGACGGCGUGUUUGUUUUCGUUUUUUUUUUUUGUUUCUUUGGUUUUUUUUGUUUAUUGUUUCCAUUUAAUAUAAUGGGAAGAUUCUUACAUGUUGUGUAUUGUAUGUGUGAUGUCACUAUAUUUAAACCAACAAUCUCUAAGAUCUGAUUCUAGCUAGAAGCCAAGUCUCUUUAGACUUCGUCCUGUGACCUUCAUCAUCUUUUCCAGACUUUUCUAGGGACGACACAGUGUAAAACCUAAAUAAAUUAAUUGUGAAAUAGAAAGAUUUUUGCCCAGUGUUUAGAUCAGAUGUUGGUUUUUGCUCUCAACUCUGUCUGUUUAGUCAAUAAUGAAUUCUAAAAUGUGUGUGUGAGAGAAUGUAAGAGAGAAUUUGUGUUUAAAAAAAAAAAAAAAAAAAAAAAAAAAAAUAUACAACAGCACCGUCACCUCACCAACAGUUCCCUUUGCUCUGAUAGUGAUUCAGAGAGCCAGCAGUUCCACUUCCACUGCGUUCUUUCUGCAAACAUCACAGCAAAACACCUUGCAGUCUUUACUCUCAGCACAUACAUCAUCCAGUGUUUCUGUGCUUUAACUAAUCGAAGAGACUUGGCAGCUACAAAUUUGUCUCUCCACCUAAAAUCUGAAGGCUGGAGGACAUUAUGUUUUCUCGUAAGUCAUAUGGCAGCUAGGAACACAAGCAUGGCGUCGUCUCCCACAUGGGCCAGAAACACAGUCCUCUCAAGCAAUGUGCAGCCAAACACACAUUUUAGAUCCAACCUUCGAAUGUAACAGCUUCCACAAGUGACUUGUGGCAGUUAUAAAGGCUUUCACAUAGCAAUGGGAAAACAGGAAUGAUCACUUGUCUAAUUGCUUUCUAUGUUCAGGAAAAGAACAAUACAUGACAAAUCAUUUGACAUAACUAAAGAUAACAAAUCAAUUUAUUUCCUUUUAUUCAUUUGCCAGACCCUUUUAAUCAAAGCAUAAAGCUGAGCAGUCUAGUACUAAGACCUUGGGUGGUGCUUAUCUUCUGAUAAACUGUAAUCUCAUGUUAUGUAUCAAAUUAAUAUUUUCACACCCUUGAAUUGAAUUGUUCAUGUAAAACAAGUUCUUAAGGUGUUCUGUUUGUUCUGUCGGGUUUGACACAGCAUCACUGCCUGCCUUCAUUCAGAGCAGAAAGCCAUCAGUUACAGUCAGUACGUUCUUUACGGCCAACAUGGGAAGGGAGAAAAGACUGUUUGGAGAAGACACAGUCCAUAUUCAUAAAACUUUAUAACUGUGCUUAUAAUGCUUCAUAAAAUUGGUAAUGAUCGUAUUUAUAAGUAACUCUGAUAAUGUCUGGAAGAGCAUGUAACAACUGCCUGUCAGAGUUCCUUGUUAUGUCACAGUUUUAAGUUUCAUAUUUAGGUUUCGUAACUACUAUAAACUUUAGUAUGUCAUGGAAACAUCAAUUGCAAAGUAAUUACAGAACAAAGCAGUUUAAAAGGCAACUGUAGAUUAAAAGUUAUCAAUAGUUUGUGUGUACAUUUCCAAACUCACAAGAACACUUAUUUAGCACCAGAACUUUUUAAAUGAUGAUGUGAUUUAAGCAGUAAUAUUGAUGUUACAUCGAUCCUGAGCUCAGGUUACUGUCUAGGUGGUGUUUCACAUGUUCUACAAUGUUCAUUAAGGUUUCUUCCAGUUCUUAGAUUCUCCCAACCUCCCAAAAACACAGAACAGGAGAAUUGGCUAUGCGAAAUGACUCCUAGUGUGUGAAUGGACUGGUGACCUAUCCAAGUUGUAUUCUCACCAUGACCCUGACCAGGAGAAUUACUGGUUACUGAUGGAUGGAUGAACGAAUGAAUUUGUUUCUAGUAUUUCUAAAAAAAAUUUCACGAUAAUAACAUUUUAAGCAUAAAUGAACUUUGUACACAUGACAAUAAUUUGAAAAAGUCCCUGAUAAUAAUAUGGCAUGUUUUCACUAUUACAAUAGAUUAUCAGCAGUCCUGCUCAUCACAGAUUCAUAAUUAAUAGCAAUUUAAUAAUUGACUAAAUUUAUUUGGGAAGUAUUUGAGUUAAUAACAACGCUUACAAAUAAAUACCUAAUACAAUCAUAAGCACAGUUAUAAUGAUUUAUGAGUGUUACUGAGCUUUGUUUUCUUUAUUGUGAUAAAAUGUCGUACAAAAAAAGCAUUGCAGAUUAGUCCCUUAUUCAAUGACCUAGUAAGUCUUUCAAUCUAGCCUGAUUGUCUUAAGUCUCUGAGGAAUGUAAUAUGACGACUGUGUCUAUUUUUAUUUCAUGUCAUUGUUGUUAUCAGAAGGAGGAACCAAUCGCCGCGUCUGCAGUGUUUCAGGACGGUGAAAGUGUUACAGUAUUGCUCUUACUAUUGUAAUAACCAGGAUCAGGAAGGUGUGGCCCGCUCUCUCCAUCCUCCUCCUAAUAUCUCAACUUAUUCGGGACCAAGUCACACACAACGUAUCGUUUUUCUGUUCGUCAUUUCUGUCAGUCAUCGAUGUUGUCUUUUCAGCUUUUAUUUUGUACUGGUGCUGAUUAUAUAUAUGUGAUGAAAAAGAUUCUAUAUAAAUAUUAUAUAUAUAUAAAUAUAUGAGAAUGGCUAUAUGUAAAUAUGUUUCUACUGCUUUAAAUACACCAGAAAAUGUGUCUCUACUUUCUGUAAAGAUAUAACUGUUUAAGAUAGAGUAUUUUUAUUUCAUUUUUCCACUUUUAAACUCAUCUGAGCUAUACCAUUGCACUUCAGACAAUGUCUUACUACUAAUGGGUAAUGUAAACUUUCUCUGAUUUUUAUUUCGAAGGGAUUUUUUUUCUCUAGUUGGAGAAUUUCGAGCUGUACCUAAUGCAGUGCUUCUACUUUCUUCCCUUGUACAUACUUACGAAAAUGUUAACACCAGAGACUUACAAAAAAGGAAGAAGUUUUUUUUGUUUUUCAGAAAAAUACAAUAAAGAGAGAGUUUUCUCGCUGAUCCUAUUAAAUGAAAUGUGCUCUUCUUGACUUGUUCCACAUACAGAAAAAACAAGAUUGUGAAUAUGAGGGGCAUGAAGACAGAAAGAAAGGAGAGAAAUGGAGAGUAAUAGAAAAAAGGAGAAGACGUCUGGCCCAUUUUAAAAUGUAGAAGCAGCCAGGUUAGUUUCAAGGUUACAGACCAUUUGAAAAGUAUUUUUUUAAAUCGCAUUAUAUUUUAAUUAUGUAAUGCUGCUGAUACUAAGGGAUGACAUUUUAAUUUUGGAGCUAUUUAAUAAAAUUUCAGAAAUUCUAAGAAGUUUGAGCUCUUAAUGUUACUUCUUACUUUGAUCUAAAAAGACCUUCGUAUAUCUUUAAAGGGCCAGCUGCUACUUGAUAAAGCCUACUAAAAUACAGUAGUGGGGUGCACUCAUUUCAUUAAAUAAUGUUGCAACAUUGGGUCCUGGCUUUCAUGUGGAUGUUACUUUGACACGUACCACCUACCUAAACAUUGUUGCAGUCCAAGUACACCCCUUCAUGGCAACGGUAUUCCUAAUGGCAGUGGCCUCUUUCGGCAGGAUAAUGCGCCCUGCAACACUGCAAACGUUGUUCAGGAAUGGUUUGAGGAACAUGACAAAGAGUUCAAGGUGUAGACUUGGCCUCCAAAUUCUCCAGAUCUCAAUCCAAUCAAGCAUCUGUGGGAUGUGCUCCAUGAUCCAUGGAUGGCCCACCUCCCAACUUACAGGACUGAACUGUAAAACUGCAAAAUAAAUAAAAUGAGAUGUCAAAGCUCAAAUUAGAAAUACAUCUCAUCGGAAUUUGAUGAAUUAAAUUGAUGAAAAUAGAUAAAGGAUCUGCUGCUAACGUCUUGGUGCCAGAUACCACAACACACCUUCAGAGGUCUUGUGGAGACCAUGCCUCGACGGAUCAGAGCUGUUUUGGCGGCACAAGGGGGACCUACACAAUAUUAAGCAGGUGGUUUUAAUGUUA
Pangasianodon hypophthalmus (striped catfish) is the source of this 8038-nucleotide messenger RNA. RefSeq names its product mastermind-like transcriptional coactivator 3 (gene maml3). Gene Ontology annotation, biological process: Notch signaling pathway; positive regulation of transcription of Notch receptor target. The record is from RefSeq and is a predicted model, not a curated record. Gene Ontology annotation, molecular function: transcription coactivator activity. The coding region runs from base 713 to 4036 and encodes 1107 amino acids. Gene Ontology annotation, cellular component: nucleoplasm; nuclear speck. NCBI's taxonomy places the organism in Eukaryota, Metazoa, Chordata, Actinopteri, Siluriformes, Pangasiidae. The transcript is spliced from 5 exons.